Messenger RNA from Wyeomyia smithii (pitcher-plant mosquito), 1279 nucleotides. RefSeq names its product INO80 complex subunit B. The coding region runs from base 229 to 1224 and encodes 331 amino acids. The transcript has 3 exons. Lineage: Eukaryota; Metazoa; Arthropoda; Insecta; Diptera; Culicidae. Gene Ontology annotation, biological process: chromatin remodeling. The record is from RefSeq and is a predicted model, not a curated record. Gene Ontology annotation, cellular component: Ino80 complex.
UGAGAUGUCUGUCAGUUGCGGGUGUUGCUUCUCCUUUUUCUUGAAAAUACCCUGAAUUCUAAUUUUUUUGUGAAAGGACAAUAUUGACACCAAUAGUUUCUAUACAAGUUAUACAAGUAUUGCUCAUCUCUACUAUUUUGUCAUCGGGUUAUUUUGUUAUCUGGUUAGUGAUAAACAAUAACAGCGGAUAAAACAUAGAAAUAUAGUCAUUUACGUUGUUUCGCGAUAAUGGGCAAGAAAAAAGAUAGCUACAAUGAACGAGAAGGGGCUAAUUCCCAGAGUUUCUUUCAUAAAAAACACAAAAAACAUAAGAAACACAAAAAGAGCAAAACACAAUCACAGGCCUACGACUACGAUUUUGUCCCAGAAGAAAUUGAACAAACUGUAGAAGUUAUGGAGGAAGUAGAAUAUAUGGAAGCAGAUAUAGAACCAGAAAUAUUGACGGAGAUCGAAACAGAAACUGCAGUUUCUCCCAAUGUCUCAGUUGCAUCUUCUUCGAUAGUUCCAUUAACGCCUUCUUCAGGAAAUUCAGCGACAAAGGGAUCGCUUCCUGGAAAGAACACAUCAAUACCAAAAUCUGUUAAGAAAAAGAAAGGCAAGGGAAAAGAUAGUGGAACAUCUAGCGAAGAGGAACGCUGGUUGGACGCCAUCGAGUCAGGCAAAUUAGAAGAAGUGGAUGAUGAACUAAAGAAGAUUAAGCCAAAAGAUCCUAAACUAAUGACAGCGCGUCAAAGAGCUAUGUAUGAACGAAAUUCGGAUAAGGAUACUAUACCUCCAGGUGGAGAAAUCCUAAUGGCUUUGCCCACAGGAUAUAAAGAAAAAGUUUUGACAGCAGAAGCCAUACAGAAAGCACAACUAAAAUCUCAAAAACGUAAACAGAUGGCUGAUGAGAAGCGAGAAAAAGACAAAAAGAAGACUAUGGAACGCUUACUCAAGAAACAAGAUUCGAAAUCUGUGAAAGCUAUAAAGAACAGACCGGUGAAAGCUCAACAUCCAAUGAUCACCUAUAUCAACACCGUUGAAGGUAGCACCAUUUCGCUCCCUCCAAACGUAAGUUUUCCGCUGGAAGCGCAGUUCGAAAGAAAACCACCCAAACCCAUUUUAUGUGGUAUUCCGAACUGUAAUAACAUAAAACGCUACAACUGCUCGAAAACUAAUAUUCCACUGUGCAGUUACCGAUGUUAUAAAAUGAAUGUGGACUCAAUAAAAAAUAUAAUUUGUUAAGCAGGGUUUACGAUACAUUUAAUUGAAAGUCAUCUUGGAAUCAGAGGCAGAGAAA